Paracoccidioides brasiliensis Pb18 is the source of this 1233-nucleotide messenger RNA. RefSeq lists its product as uncharacterized. The transcript has 3 exons. The record is from RefSeq and is a predicted model, not a curated record. Bases 1 to 1233 code for a protein of 410 amino acids. Gene Ontology annotation, molecular function: mannan endo-1,6-alpha-mannosidase activity. Gene Ontology annotation, biological process: carbohydrate catabolic process; fungal-type cell wall biogenesis.
AUGGGUGUUUACAUUCUCGGCUCUCCUCCUGCUAGCAGCACUUCCCAGUCAAUAAAAUCUGCUGCCAAAGCCCUCGCAAGAGGGUGUAAAAGCUACUACACUGGCGACAACCCAGGCGAUGUCCCGGGUAACUUGCCUCCUCCUUACUACUGGUGGGAAGCAGGCGCCCUCUUCGGCGCAUUCAUUGACUACUGGUUCUACACUGGUGAUGACACCUACAACGACAUAACCAUGCAGGCGAUGGUCCAUCAAGCGAGCCAUGACCGUGACUUCAUGCCCACCAACCAAACAAGAGCUGAAGGGAACGAUGACCAGGCCUUCUGGGCUAUGACCGCCAUGUCUGCGGCGGAGCGCAACUUCCCCAAUCCCCAGCCUGACCAACCGCAGUGGUUAGCACUGGUGCAGGCUGUGUUCAACUUGCAAGUCGGGCGCUGGGACAAGGGGGCCUGUGGAGGUGGGUUGAGGUGGCAGAUUUUCCGGUUUAACAACGGGUUCAACUAUAAGAAUACGAUAUCUAAUGGAUGCUUCUUCAAUAUGGCGGCGCGGCUGGCGACCUAUACGGGUAAUGAGACGUAUGCAAAGGGGGCGAAAUUACAGGGGGCCGGGAGGGAGAGGUUUGAUCGUGUCCCGGUAAACAUCACUGACGGAAAAGACAAGACCAACAACAGCGACAAGUGGAAAACGCGCGUUCAGGGCAUAGUCGACGGCUUGGACGUCUUCUUCUUCAAUAACACAAACAUCAUGUUCGAAGUCGCCUGCGAACCGAACGGCAAAUGUGAGACAGACCAACGCUCCUUCAAAGCCUACUUAGCACGGUGGAUGGCCGCAACAACACAGGUAGCCCCCUUCACAGCGGAGCAGUUAUUGCCAAAGUUGAGAGCAUCCGCCAUGGCAGCUGCAAAAGUCUGCACAGGGACCACGGUGGGGCAACAGUGCCCGCUCAAAUGGACCACGGAAACAUUCGAAGGCGAAACGGGCCUGGGAGAGCAGAUGGCUGCGCUGGAGGUUAUACAGUCGAAUUUGAUAUCGAAGACCCCGCCACCGUUGACCAAUCUGACUGGAGGAACAAGCCGAGGGGAUCCCAACGCUGGCCUUCAGAGGGGGAGGGGCGAUCAGACUCCGGAUAUUGCGACAAGGAAAAUUACGGCAGGGGAUCGCGCUGGUGCUGUGAUUUUGACGGUUCUUCUCAUUCUCGUUUUGUUGGUGUCCCCCUAUUGGCUGCUUUGUGUGUAG